Molecule: messenger RNA, 9168 nt
Organism: Symbiodinium necroappetens
Lineage: Eukaryota; Dinophyceae; Suessiales; Symbiodiniaceae
Source: the annotation of a GenBank genome assembly
AUGUUAGUGAUUGACGAUCUGCGGAUUCUGACAUGCAUGAUGAGCGGUUAUUUCUUGCAUCUCGGCAAGUGCAUGCCCUUGGAGAGCACGUUAGCCUUUGGUCUGGUAGAUAGUUCAGAGAGUGUGCCCAGGGACUCGACGAAGGCAAAAGGAAAGAUGCAAAGGACAUUGUGGAUAACGUAUUGCUGCCACGCACUGCAUCGCCUGGUGGUCCUGCCACCAUUGAUGCUGAUGAAGGGCAAGUCAUUGUCUCCACAGCUUGUGAGUUUCCUGGUGGUUCUGGGAGCGGCUUGGCGGGGAGGCUGGGACCAUCAGCUGUACUUCUGCGAAGAGAACCAGCAAGGAAAGACAUAUGCACGUCAUGGCGGCUUCAUCGAGGGUGCGGAGCUUUUUGACCUGACUUACUUUGGACUUGGCACGGCCGAGGGUGUCUUCGCAGCCUUGAGCAACCUGGAUUGGUACCAGCUGGCCCUUCCGCAAGCUGGAGUCUACACUGGCUACAUCUUCGGCCUCACAGGGCCGAGUAUGACAGCCCUCGUCUCAGAAGUGCGGAGGCAGAUGCAGUACUUGCUUGGUAUUCCAGUUUCGGCGUUUCCAUCAUUGCGUGUACAGGGCUGUGACGGUGAAGCAGCUCAGGCUGUGCAAACGAAGCGUGCAGGUGUGAACAUGCAUCUAACUGUCGGUCCACGUCAGGAGGAUCUGCUGCGCGAGGUGUUGCGCGAAGGGCGGAUUUCUGCACUGGCGCUAGGUGCUAUCGAAUGCCUGGCUGGCCUGACAAAGGCUUUGAUCUCAAUGUUGGUGUUCUUCCUCUUCGUGUGUCGACAUUGUGAUGCUGGAUUUGUGUUCGUCCUUUUGUCUUAUGAGGUGGUGUCUUGUCUGCGACACCAAGAAGUUCCUCCAAACAUCCACUUUCAGGAGCUCAAUCCGCACAUUUUCCUUGAGAACUCCCGUCUCAACGUGCCGACCGACGAACUGUCUUUGUCGAGUGAGGACACUUCGCGCCUCGACCAAGUCACUGGGACAUCUCAGGAAGAUGCCACAGGGACUGGACCACCGUGGCCGAAGCGGGUGGCCUUCCUCUUCACAGGUCAAGGUUCCCAGCUGCCAGAGAUGGGUAGACAGCUGGACAAGACAGACGAUGCUCAGUUUGGAAUGUUUGGCGGAGGGUCCAAAUUUGAAUGCCCUGGAGGGACACCAGAUCCAGGACGCCUUGCAUUGAUUCAUAUUUUGUCGAACACCUUGGAGAUUGAGUUCUUCACUUCACGAAUGUCCUUUGCCAUCAAACGUUGCCAUGGUGCCAAGGAUCUUCGAGAGUGGCUCUUUGCACCACAUGAGCUGGGCAUCCCUGCCGAGGGGUCAACUGCCCGAUCGCAGAUAGCGAUUUUCGUGCUGGAGUACGCACUCAGCGAGAUGUGGAAGGUUGGCGAGUAUGCGGCUGCUGUGCUGGCAGGAACAAUGUCUUUGCAGGUCGCAUUGCGACUGGUCACCAGACGUGCGGAACUCAUCGAUGAGAUGUGCAAGCCAGGAAUCGGCGCAAUGGCAGCAAUCUUUGCCUCGGUAGAAGACGUCGAGAAGGCACGCCAGUUCGAAUCGAACCGUGUUCUUGCGGAUGGCUGCAAGUUGUUGUGGAUGUAUGUGCAGCAUGAGGCAGUCAAUGGCGAGUGUGUCAGAAAGUGGCAGCUCAAAGCAAAAUGCUUCCUGGCAAAGCUUGCUAGGCUUAACAUUCCUCAUGCGAUGCACUCACCCCUGAUGGCGCCAAUCCUGCCAGAGCUGCGCAAGGCAAUAGAGGGGUGCCAGUUGCAGCCGCCCUGCGAGCAAAUUGCUUUUAUCUCCAGCCUGGCGGGCACCAAAGUGUCCAACGCGCUGUGCGAUCCCAGCCAUGAUGAAGCCAAGCCGGUGCUCUUCAGCCAAGGAGAUGAAGUCGACAGCAUACUUACGUCUUCACGUGCCUUGGGCAUUGCCUUCAACCGACCUUCAGAAUUGACGCCGCAGCUGGGGUGCAAGACACGUGUGGAUGCCCGCGGAACUGCGACAUUCGAAUCCACUCUGGAUCUCGACAGCCAGAUGAUGCAGCUGUUUAAGCAGCAUCGUGUCUCUGACAAGAUCGUUCUGCCUGGUGCAAGCCACCUGCUCCUUGCAGCAGCUUCGCACAUCCAGCUUGCAGAAACUGUACGGGCGGAUGCAGCAGUGAGACUUUCUGACGCAGUCUUCGAGGUGCCAUUCCUUGUUCCAGAUUCCAAAGUGACGAAGAUCCACUGCCAUGCAUCAGCAGAACUCACGGAGAUCUGCAGCAUCGGUGUAGCUGCCCCGAGCAGCACAAUUGUUCAUGCUCGCUUUGGGGCCUCCGCAAUGUUACCCAACAUGGAGCAGACGCCCGGAAUACUCGACAAGUGGCAUCGUUCACCUCACCUGCAGAACUCAUCCAGAGCCGAUGUGAGCCAGCUAUACACAUCAUUUACUGAGCGAGGGCUCAGCUACGGAGAGUCAUUUCGUACAUUGCGAAAUGUGACGUUAGUUUCAGAUGAGGUGGCAGUGGCUCAAUUAUGUGACCCCUGUGUUGUCGGUUCAGCGCAGGCAUGGGAGCAUAAGAUGCAGUUGUUGCAUCCAGCUGUGCUUGAUGGUGCGUUCCAACUGCUGGUCAUGCUUGCUGCAAGAGGGCGGCACGGUGAUCAAGAGGCCCUCUACCUUCCGUUUUCAGUGCGACGCACGACUCUGGCUGUCCACUGCCACUCCAGAGAGCUUUGGGCUGGUGUGCGCGUUCAGGAGCGAACGGAGACGGCAGUUGUGGCAGACAUUGAGAUCUUCAGCUCUGAGGGGCAGGUGGUUGCAUGUUUGGAGGCUGCCAGCUGCCGUCGAUCCGGCCAAGCCGCUGGGACAGUCAAGUCCCAGCUCACACAGCAUUCCAUGCACACUGCAGAGGAGUCUUCUGAAUGUUUGUAUCAUGUCCAAUGGAAAGAUGUCAACAUCAGCAGAGGGGAGGACAACAUGACAUCCCUUCCAGCUCCGGUUGCCUUGGUGUCAUCAGGAGACUCGUUGCGCAGCAAAGACUUGGCAGAACGCAUCGGAUUUGCCGAUGUUGCUGUUGGUCUGCUUCUCAAUUGUGUGAUUUCUGUUGACGAUGCCGUGUCUUCUAUCAAGGCUGGAAGCAUCGGCACGGUUGUGCUGGAUGGUUUGGGCGAGCAGCUAUAUGUGCUGAAAACUGCGCUGCAGCUGCUGCAAGCAGCGUUGGCCUCAACAGUUUCGCCCCGAUUGCUCUUCGUGACAGGUGGGGUACAGCCACCUGAGAUGUCCGUGCAGCAACACGCCCCUGAUCAUGCAGGCUUGUGGGGCUUGGCGAGGUCUGCAAGCAUGGAGAGCCCAGACUUGAGAGUAACUUGUGUGGACCUCAACGGCCGGGACUGGCAAAACUCAAGCUGUGUGGACUUGUCACCUUGGCUAUGUGCAGAAGCGGCCCUUGUGCAUCGCUCGACUGUGCUUGCCGCCCGCUUGGGGCGUCAUGACUUGAAGCCCACGUGGCCACUGGCGCUGCACAUGCCCUCUCGUGGCAGCCUGAAGAAUCUGAAGGCCAGGCCUGCAGCGCAGAACGGAGAAGUGGAAGUUCGCGUGGAAGCCAUCGGUUUGAACUUCCGGGACGUACUCAACGUUGUGAACCUCGCUGGCAGCAAUUCUGAAGGAUUGCGCUGUGGAGAUGAUGCCUUUGGAAUUGUCUGGGGGCCACCACCCCGCGACAGCUUCUGGUUCCGCGUCCUGGUCAGUGCUGCUGCAGCUUUGCCGACUGUCUACACGACCGUUGACGUAGCUUUUGCAGAGUUGGCCAAGUUGCAGAAGGGGGAGAAGGUGCUGGUCCAUGCUGCGACCGGUGGAGUGGGCUUGGUAGCCGUCCAAUAUGCACAAAGGCUUGGAGCGGAGGUCUAUGCAACAGCCGGCCGCGAAGAGAAAAAGCAGUUCUUGAAAGAUAUCGGUGUCAAGUUCAUUGCUUCGUCGAGAAAUGGUGAGUCCUUCGAGACGGAAAUGAGAACUCUCCUGGAGGAGGGCGGCCGCUUCGUGGAGAUUGGCAAGCGUGAUGUCUGGAGUCCGGAGAAGGUGGCAAGUGUCCGCCCGGAUGUGAAGUACUGCCAGCUUGCCAUCGACGCUGUUUGCGAAAAUGAACCUGACCGUUUCCAAGCUCUGCUGAAGCGGCUUGAGCAAGAUCUGCAAGGUUCAUGGAAGCCGCUGGAGAUGCACGUGUUUGAAGGACUAGGCAAAGGCGAAGAAGCUCUUCGUUUCCUGCAACGUGCCCAGCACAUUGGCAAAGUUGUGCUUACCGUGCCACAUCGCAUGAAGCUGUGGCCGGAAGCCAGCUAUUUGCUGUCUGGUGGGUUGGGUGCUUUGGGACUAACCACGGCAAAAGCCAUGGCGGAGGAGGGUGCGAAGUCGUUUCUAUUGUUCUCCAGAAGCGGAUGCCCUGGUCCAGAACUUGGGCAACACUGGGCGUGGCUGCAGCAAUCCAGCCUUGAAGUGCAGGCUUUGGCUUGUGACGUGGCCUCUCCCGCGGGAGCACGAGAGCUGAAAAGGAUGCAGGUUUUUGGCUCCACAUCCAUGUCCCUGGGUGGUAAGGUCUUGGAUGAUGCCUUGGUUCCCCAGCUCACUGUCAAGCAUUUGGAAAGAACCUACGGUCCAAAGGUAACAGGGGCAAAGCACCUCUACAGUGCCGCAGAAGGCCGGCUCACAGAAGUUCUGUUCACAUUUGGGCUCACGGGUUUCCUCGCCUGGGGUGCUGCAGACGGUGAGGCCAAGCCAACUAUGCUGCAGCCAACGCCUGUUGAGCGCUGCUUGGAUGCUUUGGCUCACCACUGGCAUCUGAGCGGAGUCCCAGCGCAGAGUUUGCAGUGGGGCCCUUGGUUGGAAGCUGGCAUGGCAGCCGGGAGCUUAGCGAAAGGCAGUGACAGAUCCAAUGUUGCUCAGCGGCUGCAUUCCGAGGCUCAAAGCAAUUCUUUUCACCGGCUCAAGAUGGCGGGUAUCAGCAAUGAGUCCGGCUUGGUAUAUCAGUAUUGUUUGAAGCUCAGCAUCCAGUUUUUUGUGGUGAUGGUGGUGUCCAGAGCGGUGGUGGCGGUCCACGGCGCUGGCAAGACCAGUCACUGGAGUUCACCUCGGCUGCGCUUUGGUACAGUGGACUGCCUUCCUGAAGCAGUGAAUUUGAAGAUGACGACUUUGAAGGAGGACGUGCCGCCGCUGAGCAGGUGUGUUACUGACAUGUAUGCCCGCAUUGUUUCUGGUGGCCUGGACAUGGCAAUAACGGAGGUGGCUUAUGACUCCUUGUCUUCGAUUGAGCUUCGUAAUCGUCUUGCAGCUGAAGCACAAGAGGGCAUCAAGAACACCCUGGUCUUUGAUCACCCUACGCUUCGGGCUAUUGCCGAUUUGGACGUCUUCAGUAGGAGACCGUUUGAGGUGCAUGUGGAGAUGGUGUGCUUGCAGGAAAUUCCAUCGUCACGAUUUGACUUGCACGAGGUUUUCGCUGAGGACAUAGAGGCUCUCGGCAACGUGAUGUACGUGCGGCACGGAGGCUUCGUUCAAGGUGCCGAACUAUUCGAUGCAGGCUGCUUUGGGAUGUCUGCCGCCGAAGCAAAAGCCAUUGAUCCGCAGCAGCGCCUGGCUUUGGAAAUGUCUUACAGUGCCUGCCACAAUGCUGGCCGUACGAAGCAGACGCUACGUGGUUCUCAUGUUGGUGUAUUUGUUGGACAGUGCAGCAGCGACUGGGCCAAAAUGUCCGCUCAAGGAGCUGCCAACCCUUACACUGGCCCUGGCACGCAUUCGUCCAUCUCAGCCAAUCGAAUUUCGUACAACCUGGGCUUGCAAGGUGCAAGCAUGUCAAUCGACACAGCUUGCUCAUCAUCCCUGGUAGCGUUAGACAUUGCGUACCAAAAGCUCGGGUUCGAUUUGAUGACUGCCAUAGUCACCGGGGUGCAGCUAAACCUGAUUGCUGAGCCAUUCGUUGCCUUCUGCAAGGCACGAAUGCUCUCUCCUGAUGGCCGCUGCAAAACUUUUGACAUAUCUGCCAAUGGCUAUGCACGUAGUGAAGGAUGUGGAUCUGUUUUUCUUCAGAGAGCUGCGGAAGCAGACCGUCAGGACCAUCCGACUGGCGAAUGGGUACUUGUCGCCGCAUCGGCUGCUAAUCAGAAUGGCCAAAGUUCAACCUUGACAGCUCCAAAUGGACUUGCACAGCAGCGAGCCAUCCAGAAGGCUGUGCAGCUUGCGAAGAUAUCUUCGACACAGCUCAGUUUGGUGGAGUGUCACGGUACAGGGACAGCUCUUGGUGAUCCAGUUGAGACAGGAGCAUUGAAAGCAGUCCUUGGCCCUGGCCGUUCCAUGCCAGUGCAAUUGGCAGCCGUCAAGACCAACUUAGGUGUCACACCCCCGAACCUGCACUUGGCAAAAUUGAAUCCAAAGAUUGAGUUGGAUGCCUCGCAGCUGGAGUUGCGGCGGCAGCCCUUCCCUUGGCGUGAGGCAUUGCCUCGGCUCCUUCGUCAUCGAGCUACGGCACCCAACGAGGUUCACUUCGACUGCCCCGUGCACUCCGAUGUGUUCCACAUGGUUUCGCAACACGUGGUCUAUGGUGAGGUUGUCGUUCCUGGCAUGGUAUUUGUGGAAAUGGCACUGGAGGCCGCCAGGGCGCAUUUGGGUCCGCAGGCUCGUCUGCGAACCGUCCACAUGCUGUGGCCCUGUGUGGUGCCAAAGGACAGUGACGCUGAUGGCAAGCAGGUGACCCUUCGCCUUGCGAUCAUAGGCAACAAACGCUUUGAAUUGAGAAGUCAGGGCCCUGAUGAUGAUGCUUGGACAGUUCACUGUGAGGGGCGUGUCGAGGCUACAGCUGUGGAGACGACAGCACAGGAUGUGGACUCGGACACGAAACCGGCAAAUGCUAGCACAGAAGGAGAUGAAGGAGUCAACUCGGCAAGUCUCUACUCGCUGGUCGAUAGAUCAGGGCUGCAUCUGGGACCCAUGUUCCAAGUGUGCUAUGACAUCCGGCGCAAUGCAGAUGGAAUCUCCUGCCAGCUGCAGCUCAGUCCUGAUGUCUCCGACGAAGGUUACAUUAUACAUCCAUGCCUCCUCGAUGGCUCGAUUCAUGCAGCAUGCGCCAUGGUGGCUGGCGACACGACUCCAAUGCUAAAGAUAUUUGCUGGAGUCGGAAAAGUUUCCGUACAUGCCAGUGUUGUGCCGAUGGAUCACCCGUUGGUGCUGCACUUGCAUGUCACUGAAAACACAGACAAGGAACAGGUCUUUAGCUGCCGUGUUUUCAGUCAAUCGGGAUCCCUGUUGUGGCUGCUGGAGGACGUAGUUUUUCGGAAGGUGCUACCUGACCAAGUGCAAAAGGCUGGUGCCAGAAAGACAGCAGGCCAGAUCAGCUUCUUUGAGUCGAAGUGGGUUGGCUACAUCGGUGAUGCGGAAAGCACCCACGGCUUCUUGCCAUUCAGCAACUCUGAUGAGCAAUGGCUUUUCCUGGCCGAUGCUGGCCUGAUUGAUUUGCUUAAAGCAGAAGUUGGUGAGAAGCAUGUUUGCUGCACUUCUUUGCCAUGUGUCCGUGAAGACUUUGAAGUUGCACAGAUGGUGUACAUCCCAUCGCCUGAUGAUUCCCCUCUUGAUGUUGUGGAGAAUGGCAUUGGUCUGAUUCAGAUGGCAUUGCGCAUGAAUUCCAGCCCAGUGGUGUGGUUCGUGUUGCACGCCACUCAGGCCACGGACGCAAGAUCAUUGAAGGGCGAGGCCAUCCCAUGGCACGCUGGUCUUUGGGGCCUGGCCCGCUGCUUCCGGCUCGAGUCGCCCGGCUCGUUUGCUGGCUGCGUGGACCUCGGUGUCAACUGCAACGGCUCUGAGGAUAUCAUCGCCAGGCUGCGAAAGCUGAAGCUGCAUCGCAAGAGUGGUGUGGAGCUGAUGGAGCCGGAGUUGCUCCUCCAGCUGCAGAGUCCAAGCCUCUCCUUGCUGGUCCAUCGCUUGGAAGACACCACAAGCAAGUUCCGAAAGGUGGAUCUGGGUCCACGAGAUGGUAGCAUUGCUAUUAGCGGUGGCACCAGUGGCCUUGGGCUUCUGCUCGCUACAUGGUUUGCCGAGAAGGGUGCAGGACAUGUCGCUUUGCUCUCCCGCACCGGCAACAUUUCACAGGAGCCGACUGCUGCAGCCUCGUACGCGAAGCUGCAAAGCACGGGUGUUGCCACGACUCUGCAAUGUUGCGACAUCUCCGUUGAGGAGGUCUUGGAUGAUCAUCUUAUUGCAGAUCUUGCUCGGAAUCAUUUCGCCAACGUCUUCAAGCCGAAGGUGGAUGGCUCUGUGAAAGGACCUCAGCAAUUGAAUCUUCACAAAGCCUUUUUCAAUCUCGGGCUUGAGAGCACGGACGGCAGCAAGGUGGACUUCUUUGUGCUUUUCUCUUCCGUGGCAGCCAUGUUGGGAUCUCGUGGUCAAGCCAACUACUGCGCUGCCAACACCUUCCUUGAUGCCUUUGCACUGCACCGAUGCGGCCAAGGUCUUCCAGCUUUGUCCGUUCAAUGGGGACCGUGGGCAGAAGUGGGCAUGGCUGCUCGAGUGGGGACGAGGGAGAGUGGCGGCUACUUGCGGCUGGAUCCGAACUCAAGUUUGCAGGCACUGGGCGCAGCUUUGGCUGCCACAUCUUCACCUGGUGGUGUUCUGGGGAUUUCGCGCAUCGAUUGGUCUUCUUUCCUCGCCGUGCAGCGGAAAGUGCCGUGCUUCCUGACAAACUUCAAGCACCUGAAGAAAGCCGCAGGUGCGAGCAUCCGUGGUGAAGGCGUGUCAGAGGAAUUCAUCAGUUCCACCAUCAUCGACGCACUGCGCAGUGUUAUUGGAGAUCCUGAUUGGACAGACUUCUCUGUACCAUUCAUGGACAUGGGACUGGACUCCCUGUCUGUCGUGGAGUUCAGAAACUUAGUUCAGGCUUCGUUCGAGGGCGUCCAUCUGGCUUCCACAGCACUUUGCCCUGAAUUUGCAUCAGACGAUGCUGCAGAGGAUGUUGGGGGUCCCGGUGCGGCUUUAGGGGUCGUCAAUGCUCCAAGGUUAUCUGGAGAUAACAGCAAGUACGAAGAGUCCAUUCCAGAUGUGCGAGAUUUCAACGUGUCAGAGCCGGUGGCGAUUGCUGGCUGUGCCGCUAGAUUCGCUGGCUGCAGCGGAAACAGCCCCGAUGAGUGA